AUGGGGUUUAGUCACAUUUUUGUCUUCGGUCUAUUUCUUUCUUUCUUUCCUUCUUUCUUUCUUUCUUUCUUUCUUUCUUUCUUUUAUUGUUCUUCCACUGCCUUAAUUUCUUUCUUUCUUUCUUUCUUUCUUUCUUUCUUUCUUUCUUUCUUUCUUUUCCCGUCCAUUAACUUGUUUGUUUGUUUGUUUGUUUGUUUGUUUGUUUGUUUGUUUCUUUCUUUAAAAAAAAAAAAAAAAAAAAAAAAUUUCCCGUCCAUUAACUUGUUUGUUUGUUUGUUUGUUUCUUUCUUUCUUUCUUUUCUCAAUGCUUUGACCUCUUUCUUUCGUUCUCGCCUCGAUCCAUCUCGUAUGUUUUUAUUUGUUUCUCUGUUUCUUUCUUUUCUGUAUAUGUAUUAUUUUUCUUUCUUUCUUUCUUUCUUUCUUUCUUUCUUUCUUUCUUUAUUUCUUUCUUUCUUUCUUUCUUUUUUAGUUCGAUUUCUUUCUUUCUUUCUUUCUUUUUGGCACAUUCACUUUUUUAUUUAUUUAUAUAUUUCUUACAUCGAAAGUAUCUAUCUAUCUAUCUAUCUAUCUAUCUAUCUAUCUAUCUAUCCCUUCAGUUAA
Molecule: messenger RNA, 600 nt
Organism: Acanthosepion pharaonis
Lineage: Eukaryota; Metazoa; Mollusca; Cephalopoda; Sepiida; Sepiidae
Source: the annotation of a GenBank genome assembly